AAGGCAUGUCUGCAUUGAUGAGAGAAAGGCUGUCUGCAUCUCCAAGGUCUUUGCCAGGCCCUAUGCUGGGUACUGAAGAUUUUUUAAGAAAUGAACAUCUGCCCCAGCGCACAAGAAAUUCCCAGACUGAGGCAGAAACAGACACACUAAAUGAGCACCGCAGAGAAUGGCAAGGGCUGCACCAUGAGAAACCACACAGAAGAGGGUCAAUUAGCCCAGGGUGGUGGGAGGAAAGCGACAGUUCCAGAGACUGAUUACCCCUGGUGAUAGCCCUGCCCAUUACAGCCUGACACUCAGAGGGGCCAAACCCCAUGGUGUUGAGCAGAGUGUGCAUAUUAAGACUCCACACACACACCGAUCACAUCUCCCCUGUGCCUCUUUCUCUCUCAGACACAGCUGGGGCCCGUUUACAGAUUCCUGGUGGAAGACUUUCUUCUCUCUUCUCAAAGUCCCUGGAAGCCUGCAGGAGCUGGAUCUGAGUGGGAACUCUCUGAGCUGCUUUGCAGUACAGAGUCUUUGUGAUGCCCUGAAAAGUCCUCGCUGCAUUCUGACGACCUUGAGGCUGGUCAACUGUGGCCUCACAAAUGACUGUUGCAAGGACCUGGCCUCCAUGCUGGCUACCAGCUCCAGCCUGACAGAGCUAGACGUGCAGCAAAACGACCUGGGCAACCUUGGUGUAACACUGCUCUGUGAAGGGCUCAGGCAGCCUGCCUGCCAACUCAGGAACCUGUGGCUGGACCAGACUCAGCUGAGUGAGGAGGUGAAAAAGAUGCUGGGUCUCCUGCAGCAGGAGAAGCCUCAGCUGGUCAACAUCGGUAAUUGGGAGCCAAGUGAAACGGUCACUGAGAUUGUCCCAGGUGGAGGACAGAUGAGUGAUGGCACAUCUCCACCCCAGUGGCAGACAUCAGAACCAGAGGAGAGCUCCCCUGAAGUAUUACCGACACCCUGUUAUCUGUUAUCUCAUGAACCUCUGCGGAACCAACCAGUGGAGCUUCUAAAGCUGGAUGGUGACUUCUGGGGCCCCACAAGGUCUGUGGCUACAGAGAUGGUUGACAAAUUCAGGAGUCUGUACCGGUGAGUGACAGGACUCUGGUGUGCCAGGCCUGCUUCCCCACCCCCACCAUCCCUACACUGGAUCCCAACAGACACUCAGCACCCCACUCAUGAUCUAUUGGGUCCCUUCUCAUUGUUGAGCCACCAGGCAGAGAAACGGGGCUGUAUUAGUACUUUU
Pipistrellus kuhlii (Kuhl's pipistrelle) is the source of this 1231-nucleotide messenger RNA. Its product is annotated as NACHT, LRR and PYD domains-containing protein 1-like. The transcript has 5 exons. NCBI's taxonomy places the organism in Eukaryota, Metazoa, Chordata, Mammalia, Chiroptera, Vespertilionidae. The record is from RefSeq and is a predicted model, not a curated record. Gene Ontology annotation, cellular component: cytoplasm. Bases 611 to 1078 code for a protein of 155 amino acids.